AGGACCCGUGCGCUCGCGCAGCAGCGGCCACGCUCUGAUUGGCGGCGCUGUUGCUAGGGCGCUCGGUCCCGCCUACCGCGGCCGCCGGGCUGGGCGGGUGGCUGGGGGAGGCUGUCUGGCGGGCUGUGGGCAGCGCGGGCCUGGGCGCGCCCGAACGGAGCGAGAGACAAAGCGGCCGAGGCGAAGACCAGAGGUGGCCAUUCCUGCAGAGGGCGAGGUGGCUUUGAAACACCUCCAACACCUUACCUUUGCAAGUUCUGAGCCCAAGCGGAAAGGCUGCUCCGUACGCGCAAGUCGGUGCAUUAAAAAAAACCAAAACAAAACAAAAAAAUUGUGAACCAGCAAGCUUGGACCUAGCCAACCUUUUGGCUGAGGUCGACUUGUUCCAUUUCCACCCAUCUUGUGAAAAAUCUCGGCCCAACUGAAACAAGCCGAGACUUCGUAGGAUUUUUGAAUAGAGGCACUGAGCAAGUCGUCAGAUCGAUUUGGCUUGCGAUCGCAUUAUGAAAUGAAUACAGAAAAUGGUCAAGUCAAAUCCGAAGCUUGCAGCCAUAAGGAGGUAUCCAUCUGUUUCACCCUGAGUCCUAGUUCCAGGAUACUGCUCAUGGCAAGAAGUGUAUCAAAGACAACAAUGGAGCGAUUUGGAGUGAAAACUACUCCUUCCCGUAACCGAUCUAAGACUGCUUUAUACGUGACUCCUCAGGAUCGUGUAACAGAAUUUGGCAGUGACUUGCAUGAAGAGGGAGGGAAACUGUUCUGCACUUCCUGCAAUGUGGUUUUGAAUCAUGUACGCAAGUCAGCUAUCAACGACCACCUCAAGUCCAAAACGCAUACAAAGCGAAAGGCAGAGUUUGAAGAGCAGAAUACAAGGAAGAAACAGAGGACUCUGACUGCUUCUCUCCAGUGCAACAGUACUUCUCAGACAGAGAAAACCAGCGUCAUCCAGGACUUUGUGAAAAUGUGCCUGGAAGCCAACAUCCCACUCGAAAAAGCUGAUCAUCCUUCAGUGCGAGCCUUCCUGUCUCGUCAUGUAAAGAAUGGUAGUUCCAUACCUAAAUCAGACCAGCUAAGGAAAGCAUACCUGCCCGAUGGGUAUGAAAAUGAGAACCAGCUACUCAAUACUGAAGAUCGUUGAAGUCGUCUACCUUUGCUACUGUGGAUGUGGAUUAUUAAAGUCGCAUAUUGAUGGUGUGGUUUUAUUUUUAUAUUCAUGCAUAUACGGUGUUACAUAUUGGUUUUACAGGUUAUUUUGUAUUAUUGUAGAAAUGACAAUCUAUCAUUGAACUUAAUGGUGUACCACAGACUGCUGGUAACACUACCAUAGAGUUUAGAGUCACGGUCCUGUAGAACUUGAUAAAUGUAUGCUGACUAUGUACAGUAUCAACUGUAACUAAUGCUAAACAAGCCUCUUGGGAAUAGAGGACUUCCUUCACCUAAUCACUCUACAGCCUGACAUCUUAAUGACACAAGAAAGGAUAAUGUAGUAUGAAUUGCCUCCUCACAUCAGAAGAGUGGAGAGUUAUAUUCAGUAUCCUAUCAGUGACCAAAAAUAGUUGCUGCACAGUUAGUGCAAAAAAAUUGUACAGUGGCUACUUAAAGUCUAAUAUGUCCCUGGAUGCAGAUUCUUUGAGGCUGACUUACACCUUGAAGCACGGAGACCUCUCUUCAAAAACAUUUUCUUAUCUGAUUCUGUUCGAUAUAACUAUGGAUGUUUUCAUUCUUAAGUAGCAAAUCAUCUCUCAAAUAGUGUUGAACUCAUGUCUUCAACUGCUCUCAUAAAGCAAGACGUUCCACAGGUUUGAUAUGCACUCUUUAAAAAAAAAAAAAAAAAAAAG
Messenger RNA from Gavialis gangeticus (Gharial), 1835 nucleotides. It is a transcript of the gene CGGBP1, whose product is annotated as CGG triplet repeat binding protein 1. The record is from RefSeq and is a predicted model, not a curated record. Gene Ontology annotation, cellular component: nucleus. The transcript has 3 exons. Gene Ontology annotation, molecular function: double-stranded DNA binding. Gene Ontology annotation, biological process: regulation of transcription by RNA polymerase II. The coding region runs from base 509 to 1135 and encodes 208 amino acids. Lineage: Eukaryota; Metazoa; Chordata; Crocodylia; Gavialidae.